Notothenia coriiceps (black rockcod) is the source of this 3244-nucleotide messenger RNA. Its product is annotated as nuclear receptor subfamily 2 group F member 6-like. The record is from RefSeq and is a predicted model, not a curated record. Bases 732 to 1952 code for a protein of 406 amino acids. Lineage: Eukaryota; Metazoa; Chordata; Actinopteri; Perciformes; Nototheniidae. Gene Ontology annotation, molecular function: sequence-specific DNA binding; DNA-binding transcription factor activity; zinc ion binding. The transcript is spliced from 6 exons. Gene Ontology annotation, biological process: regulation of DNA-templated transcription.
CUACAAGGAUUUAGGGGCAAUCUUUUGGUAGACAGCAACCUUAUAUGAGGAAUAACUGGCGCAAGCAGGGAUAACAUUUGGUGUAUGGGGUGCUUUAAGAGGGGUGGUCAAAGCCUCUCCAGGCAUGUGCUAAGGCGAGCUACACCGAGGUCCUUUUUCAGCCAUUACUGUUGCUACAGAGACAGAGCUGGGAGUGCAUGUGUGAGAGUGCAGCGGUGUGCUAGGGCAGAUUUUCCCCCCCAUGUUCCCAGGAUGAGACCGUUUGACCAGGCAGCGAUCGAGCAGGCUACUUUUGAGCCAUCUCAGGAAUCGGUGUAAAGAAAAGGACCAAAGCAACACAGCUGGAGGAAAGAAGACAAGAAUAGGGGGAAUUUAAAUCCUCAGGCAUGCAAAACUAAAAGUUGCCACACUGACUGUUUCCAGGUCAUAGUGGAGUGGGAGGGGACCGAACCGCUCUUUUUUCUGCCAAACACCCUCCCUCUCAAUGCUGUAGCCUAUUUUCUCUCUAAUUGACAUCUGCUUAUUAAGCCUGAGGACUCUUUAUUUUCUGCCAAUAUAAGCUCUAAUUACCUUGAUUAACGAAGGUGAGCACAAACAAGCAGGCAACACUGAUCCAUUUCAGGUGAGGAGAGACACACUCUGGACUUUCUUAUAUUUAUGUUACCUUGACAGCAGCCAGACAUCUUGGUGGCCUGUCCCAUUUUCUUCCUCCGUGGUUCGGUAACCAAGCGAUGGCCAUGGUGAGUGGGGGCUGGGGAGAUCCCAACGGGGGCACGAACGGGCUGGGGGAAAAGAGUUACCUGAGGGGGGAGGACGAAGACGGCUCUCCGCAGGCGGGAGGAAGCGACAUGGAGGCCGGGGACGAUGACAAGUCCUGCGUGGUGGACUGCGUGGUGUGCGGGGACAAGUCCAGCGGGAAACACUACGGCGUGUUCACGUGCGAGGGAUGCAAGAGCUUCUUCAAGAGGAGCGUGCGGAGGAAUCUCAACUACACAUGCAGGUCAAACAGAGAGUGUCAGAUUGACCAGCACCACAGGAACCAGUGCCAGUACUGUCGACUGAAGAAAUGUUUCCGUGUUGGCAUGCGCAAAGAAGCAGUUCAACGCGGUCGGAUCCCACCUCAGCCGAGCCUCAGCCCCUCCAUCACGCCCUUAGGUGGAGCAAGCGGCCUUGGAGGUGGCGACUUCUACAACAACAACAACAACGGAGGGAGUGGCGGAGGUCAGCCGGUGUCUGAGCUCAUUUCCCAGCUGCUGCGAGCAGAGCCGUACCCCAGCAGUAGGUUUGGUCACCAGUACAACCAGCAGGCCGGACCGGAUAACGCCAUGGGGAUCGAUAACAUCUGUGAACUGGCUGCAAGGCUACUCUUCAGCACCGUGGAAUGGGCCAGGAGCAUCCCUUAUUUUCCCGAGCUGCCUGUUUCAGAUCAGGUGGCUCUGCUGAGGCUGAGCUGGAGCGAGCUGUUCAUCCUCAAUGCGGCCCAGUCGGCCCUGCCAUUACACAUGGCCCCCUUGUUGGCCGCAGCCGGCUUCCACUCCUCGCCCAUGUCCGCAGAGCGUGUCGUGUCCUUCAUGGACCAGGUGAGGGUGUUCCAGGACCAGGUGGACAAGCUGACCCGGCUGCAGGUGGACUCGGCUGAGUACAGUUGCCUCAAGGCCAUCGCGCUGUUUUCACCAGACGCCUGUGGUCUAACAGACCCGGUCCACGUGGAGUCUCUGCAGGAGAAGGCUCAGGUAGCUCUGACGGAGUACGAGAGGAUGCAGUACCCGAGUCAGCCUCAGCGCUUCGGACGCCUGCUCCUGCGCCUCCCUGCCCUGCGCGCCGUUCCAGCCAGCCUCAUCUCGCAGCUCUUUUUCAUGCGCCUGGUAGGAAAGACCCCCAUCGAGACGCUGAUUCGUGACAUGCAGCUCUCCGGAAGCUCCAUCAGCUGGCCGUAUGUCCCAGGACAGUAGCCCGCUUGCGGAUGAGGUCUCCGUCUGGGAUUAGUGACGACAAAGACCCACAGGAAACCUCCUGACUCAUCACUAUCCAUCUGUGUGGUUAUCAAACUACAGUGCCAGCUGGCCGUCAUAUGACCUGUACUGUAACCACUCUAUUCACUCUCAUGAAAUGAUCCCUCUGUCUCCACACGGCCUCCAGUAAAGAGAGGAGCCAGUGCCAGCCAGGAUCUGUCUUGUUGCCAGCCCAGUCGCUCUGGUGCCAGGUCUCAGGGCAGCGAACAGCUUUUCAUGCUGAGCUCCGAUAUGGCCACCACGGCCAGUCAUGCCACCACCCACAUGCAACAGUGACUAAAGACACUCCAGUUUCAUGUAGAGGGCAGCAGCACCCCGCGACACAUACAUCUAGAGGACAAAACGGUCCCGCCGCUGAACGUCAGCAGAACAAUUUUCCCCACACUGGGCUCAUUUUACACAGCUCACCCUUUGUGAUACAUUGACCUUUUUAUCCACACUGAUAACAUUACAAUUACAUGAUUAGAGUGGAUCUAAUUGAACUGUGGUGAACUGAAUAUGGGACAAAGUAAGAGCUUGUUUAUGAAGCAAAGCUCUUCUAGCUCAACACUGAGGAGGGAAUGGAUCAUAUGGAACCAGAAAGAAAACAAAACCAAGGAAAAAUCACCAAAGUCUAUCAUUUCAUCCUCAGAGAUGGCUUCUGAUUAGAAUAAUUGGUCCACAAAGCAGAGAGAUAAACGGACUCUUGUGACUGCCUGACCAUCAAUAGAACAAUGCAUUUAAACACAUUCACAGGGCUCACUGUUUCUGUCAUAAAGCCGCAGUUACAGGAGAGCGGACUUAUACCUCACUAGACAUCAGAAUGCUUCAGUCUGAUAUUUCCUUAACACAAACCUCUGUAAAUGUUGUUCACCAGAAACCGCCUUCUUUUUGACAACUGCCUUGUUUUUCAUUCUGAAUUUGGGUUGAGCAUCACCAACAUUUGUCUUGUAUCUCUAAAAAAACAAAACAUGAUUUGACCCAUUGAAUCAGGGGGAAUUCAGCUAUCAAGCAAUGUUUGGAUCAAGCUUCUUUUUUCUUUUUCUUUGGAGAAAUAGCAGGCUGACAUCAACUCGGGUUCUUUUAAAACAAACAACUGAAGAUAUAUCAAUGGGUUAUUAGGGCUGUACCCGAAUAUUCGUUCAUUGGAGUACUAUCCGGGUUUCAAUAUAUUCGUUGUUUUUUUCCCCGUUUUUUAUUGAAAUCUCCAAUAUCAACGUAAGAGCUUGUGCCUCUUCGGGGGGUGCUAACAC